This is a messenger RNA of Umbelopsis ramanniana AG, 1955 nucleotides long. RefSeq lists its product as uncharacterized. Bases 52 to 1863 code for a protein of 603 amino acids. The record is from RefSeq and is a predicted model, not a curated record. Lineage: Eukaryota; Fungi; Mucoromycota; Umbelopsidomycetes; Umbelopsidales; Umbelopsidaceae. The transcript has 2 exons. Gene Ontology annotation, cellular component: Set1C/COMPASS complex.
AUCUCCUUCUAUAAACCUCUUUGCCUGCACAUUUAGGUCGCUUGCUUCGCCAUGCAACCAAAUGAUGGCCAUUAUCGUCAGUGGCAGCUGCCAUCGAAAGAGAAGCAAGACCAGUCAAAGGAAGAGCAAGCUCAGCCUAAAAAAAGUGCGCUCAAUAUUAGCGCAUUAUUAAAUCGAGAGCCUUCCAUGAAUAAUCAAGCCGAGGCUCCCAAAGCAACAGAUUUGCCAAGUUCAACCCCAUCCUUGGAAUCUUACUCGUCUAAACCUCCUUCAUUGCAAACAAACAUGCAAAUAACACCUUCGCCGACUUCAGAAAGCCCGUCCGCUACGCUGACUUUCCAUCAAUACGAGCCACCAGCGGCCGCUGAAGCUACUGCUAAGCGAUUGCCGCUAAGAAAGAGGUUGACUAUGGAAAACAAAGUCCAACUACAUCAGCAGGUUCCUCAGCAACCGCAAACUAAUACUCCUUCCUCGAUUUCUCCGCCUGUGCAAGAAGCACCAGCACUGCCAGCACCUUUAGCUCCCGCCUCAGUCGUUACGGCGGCACCACCACAGGCCACCAGUGAAACAGCGUUGGAUAGCGAUAAUACCGAAACUGACGAGGAGAAAGGAUCCGUUGAGAUAUAUAAUCCUGUCGUAGUUCAACCAGCUUCAAGCGAAGCUUCAUCACCGGUGGUUAAAAUGAAGCCUCUCAAGAAGGCGAAAGUAUGGGGUUCCCUUAACAGCUUGCAAGGACACACAACGCACCAAAAUAGCGUUGUAAAUACGCAAUCGCAAAUUCAGUUUGGCGAAACCUCCGAAUCGGCUCCAGACUCAGGUACCAAGCGUGAAAUCGCGGACGAUAUUGAUUUACCGGCCAGCAAGCGACCAAAGUCAGCGAAUGAUUCACCACCGCCAGCCCCAAGUUCCAAGGCGCCUUCGUCAUCGUCAUCGUCGGAUGAAUUAUACUGCAUCUGCCGCAAACCGUAUGAUAAGCCAAGGUUCAUGAUCGCUUGUGAUGAAUGCGACCAGUGGUUUCAUGGAGAAUGUGUGGGUAUGAGCGAACGUGAUGGUGGAUUGAUCGAAUUGUAUUACUGUCCGGGAUGUUCACGAGCUACUGGAAAACAGACAUCUUGGAAAGUAAAGUGUGCCAAUCCGGCCUGUCUAAAGCCAGCAAGGACAGCAAAGUCGAAACAUCGAGGAAACAAAGAAGAUGAAUCGAAAUAUUGCUCAGGAGACUGCGGUCUGUUGCUUGCACGAGCGCGAAUUGCUAACUGUGAUAAGAAAAGACGAGCCGCGUUAGAAGAUGUACGAACAUCUAAAUCGCACGGGGCCAAGGUUCGUUCAGCCGCUGAUAUGGACGAUCGCAAGUUACUGGUUACCUUGCGUGAAGAGCAGGCAAAAUUGGAAGAGACUAUCGCAAGAGCGGACCGACGGUCUCGCUUUUUGAAAUUGGUUAUUCGACGACAACAAGAACACAAAUCCAACGAUGCAGGCAUGGAAGAGGUCAAGAGUUUAGGCAUGAAGGCGAAAAGAGCAGACGAAGGCGGCAUUUGUGGGUUCGAUUCUCGACUUCUGUGGGAAGAUGAAGAAUCAUGGAGCCAUUGUUUAGAACAGGAAGAUGAUGAUGCUGCUAUCAAACUUAUCGAGGAAGGCAGUCAUCAUCUGUGCCUCAGCAAUAGGAAAUGCCAACGCCAUGCUCAAUGGCAAAAAUUGAAAGCAGCCGAAAUCGACCUGGAGCGUUCUGAAGACGUCCAGGCUUUGCAGAAAUUGAAAAAGCAACGACACCAAGCUAAAGUGCGGAUGAAGCAGCGUCGGGAAAAAGUCACGGAAAUAGUCAAUAACGGUGUUAUCGACCAUCGCUUGUCUAGUGUCGUGGCAUAAUUCGCUUUGUAAUUUUGUAUUUGUACAUAUGUUUUUCUAUCUUAUCUUCGUCUUUAUAUACAUAAUCAAAAUGAAAUGCGUAAAUCGCGCAA